CGUCGCGCAGACCCUGCCAGAGCCGCUGCCGCUAUGGAUGAUCGGGAGGAUCUGGUGUACCAGGCGAAGCUGGCCGAGCAGGCUGAGCGAUACGACGAAAUGGUGGAAUCAAUGAAGAAAGUAGCAGGGAUGGAUGUGGAGUUGACAGUUGAAGAAAGAAACCUCCUAUCUGUUGCAUAUAAAGAUGUGAUUGGAGCUAGAAGAGCUUCCUGGAGAAUAAUCAGCAGCAUUGAACAGAAAGAAGAAAACAAGGGAGGAGAAGACAAACUAAAAAUGAUUCGGGAAUAUCGGCAAAUGGUUGAGACUGAGCUAAAGUUAAUCUGUUGUGACAUUUUGGAUGUACUGGACAAACACCUCAUUCCAGCAGCUAACACUGGCGAGUCCAAGGUUUUCUAUUAUAAAAUGAAAGGGGACUACCACAGGUAUCUGGCUGAAUUUGCCACAGGAAAUGACAGGAAGGAAGCUGCGGAGAACAGCCUAGUGGCUUAUAAAGGUGCUAGUGAUAUUGCAAUGACAGAACUUCCACCAACACAUCCCAUUCGCUUAGGUCUUGCUCUCAAUUUCUCCGUAUUCUACUAUGAAAUUCUUAAUUCCCCUGACCGUGCCUGCAGGUUGGCAAAAGCAGCUUUUGAUGAUGCAAUUGCAGAACUGGAUACGCUGAGUGAAGAAAGCUAUAAGGACUCUACGCUUAUCAUGCAGUUGUUACGUGAUAAUCUGACACUAUGGACUUCAGACAUGCAGGGUGAUGGUGAAGAGCAGAAUAGAGAAGCGCUGCAGGAUGUGGAAGAUGAAAAUCAGUGAGACAUAAAAGCCAACAAGAGAAACCAUCUCUGACCACCCCACACCUUCCCAUCCCACCCCUCUUGGAAAUUCCCCCAUUGUCACUGAGAACCACCAAAUCUUUUACAUUUGGUCUCAGAAUUUAGGUUCCUGCCCUGUU
Molecule: messenger RNA, 940 nt
Organism: Eubalaena glacialis (North Atlantic right whale)
Lineage: Eukaryota; Metazoa; Chordata; Mammalia; Artiodactyla; Balaenidae
Product: 14-3-3 protein epsilon-like
Exons: 1
Coding region: 34-801 (255 amino acids)
Biological process (GO): signal transduction
Cellular component (GO): cytoplasm
Source: RefSeq, a predicted model, not a curated record